AUGGCGAAACGACCCAAUUUCAUGGUCAUUGUCGCCGAUGACUUGGGCUUCUCUGAUGUGGGCUGCUUUGGUGGCGAGAUUCGUACCCCUCACAUUGAUAAGAUCGCAGAGGAGGGCUUGCGAUUCACUGAUUUCCAUGCGGCGGCAGCAUGCUCUCCCACACGCGCCAUGAUUAUGACCGGCACAGAUCACCAUAUCGCAGGUCUGGGUAACUUGAUCGAAUGGACCAACAUUUCCGGACAGAAUGGACCCAAGGGCUCUGCAAUGAGCACUGCCCCGCAGCGUGGUAUGCCUGGGUACGAAGGGUACCUAAACGAGCGCGUGGUUGCCCUUCCCGAGGUUUUGCGGGAUGCGGGGUACCACACCAUGUUAUCCGGCAAGUGGCAUUUGGGCCUAACGCCCGAGCGUUCCCCUCACAAGCGUGGAUUCGUUCGCUCAUUCGCCCACCUCCCCGCCUGUUCCAACCAUUACGCCUAUGAGCCCCAACUGCGCGAUAAUGACGAUAUUCCUACUUUCAUCGAGGCGAGCUACAUCGCACUACACAGCGAGGACGGAGAGUAUGUACGCAACCUGCCCGAAGACUGGUACUCGUCCGACGGCUAUGGAGACAAGAUGAUCGAUUAUCUACGCGAGUGGAAGGAGUCUGGCGGCAGUGAUGGACCGGAUGGGAAUGGUGAUCGGCCGUUCUUUGGUUACCUGCCAUUCACAGCGCCCCAUUGGCCACUCCAGGCACCUCGCGAGUACAUCGAUCACUACCGUGGAGUCUACGACGAGGGUCCUGAUGCUCUACGUUUGAAGCGCCUGCAACGCCUGAAGGAGCUUGGGAUGGUCCGUGAAGAUGUCGAGGCACACCCUGUCGUUGCAGAUGAGAUCAAGGACUGGGAUGAAUACACUGAUGAAGAAAAGAAGAAGUCUUGUGUAUCCAUGGAGGUCUUCGCUGGAAUGGUGGAGUGCAUAGAUGCGAAUGUGGGCAAGGUCGUCGAGUACUUGCGCUCGAUCGACGAGCUGGACAACACAUUUGUUUGUUUCAUGUCUGACAACGGCGCAGAGGGCGCCGCAUACGAGGCUUACCCCAUGGUGCAAAACGGCGUGAUGCCCCACCUACAGAAGUACUAUGACAACAGCCUCGACAAUCUGGGUGCUGGUAACUCCUUUAUCUGGUAUGGUCCGCGCUGGGCGCAGGCUUCUACCGCCCCAUCUCGUCUCUAUAAAGCCUACACAACCGAAGGUGGAGUACGAGUUCCCUUCACUUGCCGCUUCCCCAAGAACAUCAACCUCAAGCCCGGCGACGCAACAGCACCGCAGGGUGGUAUCACCGACCAAUUCUCUACCGUCAUGGACUUAGCUCCUUCUAUCUUGGACAUGGCCGGUGUCAAGCACCCUGCGCCAACAUAUCAAGGUCGUGAAAUCGUUUCUAUGCGUGGCCGCAGCUGGCAACCCUGGGCCACCGGCCAAGACGAGCGCAUCCACCCGAAGGACUUCAUUCAAGGCUGGGAGACUUGUGGUCGUGCUGCACUUCGUUGCGCCGACUGGAAGAUUGUCUUUAUCCCCAAGCCCAAAGGUCCUGAGAAGUGGCAACUGUACAACCUCGUCGAGGACCCUGGUGAGAUCCACGAUUUGGCGGACCAGGAGCCAGAGAAGAUGAAGAAGCUUCUUAAACUGUGGGACCAGUACGUCCUUGAGACGGGUGUUAUUCCGUUGUGCCCUGAUUUGGGCGCCUUCCUUGAGGCCACUGAGGCUCAGAUGCCAGAGAAUGCUUGGAUGGAAUUUGAUUACUGGAAGAGUGGUGCUCGGGACACCCCUGAGAAAUUUACGCGCGAACCUCCUCGUUUCCAACGGAGUGUUCAGCAGUGGUAG
Molecule: messenger RNA, 1857 nt
Organism: Penicillium verhagenii
Lineage: Eukaryota; Fungi; Ascomycota; Eurotiomycetes; Eurotiales; Aspergillaceae
Product: arylsulfatase
Exons: 2
Coding region: 1-1857 (618 amino acids)
Molecular function (GO): arylsulfatase activity
Source: RefSeq, a predicted model, not a curated record